Messenger RNA from Anopheles cruzii, 1648 nucleotides. Its product is annotated as UDP-glycosyltransferase UGT5-like. Gene Ontology annotation, molecular function: UDP-glycosyltransferase activity. The coding region runs from base 70 to 1617 and encodes 515 amino acids. The record is from RefSeq and is a predicted model, not a curated record. The transcript has 4 exons. Lineage: Eukaryota; Metazoa; Arthropoda; Insecta; Diptera; Culicidae.
GUUGUGCUCUUUUGGGGCCGUCGCCCCUACAUUGAACCGUGUUUCCAGGAGUCGGACGAUUUCGAAAAGAUGAAACACCAACGUAGGUGGUUCACGCUUCUUUUAGCAUUACUAGCGUUCGGGUGGUGGCGCCCAACCGAUGCGUACCAGGUUCUGGGCCUGUUCCCUCACCCGGGGCUAAGCCACUUCAAAGUGUUCCACCCGAUAAUGCGAGGCCUAGCGGAAGCCGGUCAUCAUGUUACGGUCGUGAGCUACUUCCCGGACCACGAUCCGCUCCCCAACUAUCAAGACUUCCGAUUCGAGGGACAGGACAUACUGACGAACGCCUUCAGUCUGCAGGACUUCACGGGGCGCACGUUGUGGGACAAUUUUAAGGAGUUUUCCGAACUGGCCGCCUGGGGUGCGGCCAGUUGUAAGGCGGCGCUCGGCUCGGGCGCGAUCGAUGAGGUGCUUCGAAUUCACCGGGCCACUCCGUACGAUCUGGUGGUGAUGGAAAUGUUCGCCACCGACUGCCUGGCGGGCAUGGCCUGGCUGAUGCGUGUGCCCUUCGUAGGGCUGAGCAGUUGUGCUCUGAUGCCGUGGCACUACGAUCAUGUCGGUCUGCCGGACACACCGGCGUACAUUCCAUCGGAGUUCAGUAGCUUCUCGGAAGCCAUGUCACUGGCGGAACGGACAGAGAACUGGUUCGUGACCAAACUGGCGCAGCUGGCGUACGGUGUAAUCAUGGAAUCGAACGACAACCGGGCACUGAACGAAAAGUUCCCCCACACGGCCCUGCCGGACGUGCGGCAGAUCGUACGCAACGUGAGCCUUAUCUUGGUCAAUCAACACUACACGCUCAGCGGUGCCCGGCCACUGGUGCCCGCGGUGGUCGAAGUUGGCGGAGUGCACAUCGGGAGCGCGCGGCCACUGCCAAGCGGGCUGCAAACGCUUCUGGACGACUCAACGGGCGGCGUGAUAGUGGUAUCGUUCGGAUCCGUCCUGAAAGCAGCCACCCUGCCGGCCCGCAAGCGUCAGGCCAUGCUAGAGGCGUUCAAGGGGACCAACAUGAGUGUGCUGUGGAAAUGGGAAACGGAACUGGAGGAUGGGCCGGCGAAUGUGUUCACCCAAGCGUGGCUCCCGCAACGGGAUGUCCUGGCGCACCGGAACGUACGACUGUUCGUGUCCCACGGUGGUCUGCUGGGCGUAUCGGAAGCGGUACACUGUGGCGUCCCGAUCGUGGCGAUGCCGAUCUACGGCGAUCAGUUUCUCAACACCGCUGCACUGGUCAACCGUGGCCUGGGAGUACGGAUGGAGUAUGCACGGAUUGACGACAGUUCCUACGUUAAGCGGUGCAUCGACGAAGGUUUAAACGGGGAGAAACUAGUGCGCGCCCGGGCCGUUUCCAAGGCGUAUCGCCAUCGUCCUCAGACACCGCUAGCGCUGGCCCUUUGGUCCCUGGAGAACGUUAUCGCCCACGGCGGCAUGCAACUGGAGCGAUCGUACGGAGCCGACCUGCCGUGGUUCGUGUAUCAUUCGCUGGACGUGAUGGGCAUUUUCGUCACCACACUUCUGGCCAUCAUUGUGCCAUCCGUGUGGUGCGUUUGUAAGACGUUCAGAACCCAACCAAUCUCUUAGCUAAAUAAACGCUGCUUUAACUGCUGGACGG